Salarias fasciatus (jewelled blenny) is the source of this 1622-nucleotide messenger RNA. RefSeq names its product eukaryotic translation initiation factor 3, subunit Jb (gene eif3jb). Gene Ontology annotation, cellular component: eukaryotic translation initiation factor 3 complex; cytoplasm. Bases 107 to 841 code for a protein of 244 amino acids. Lineage: Eukaryota; Metazoa; Chordata; Actinopteri; Blenniiformes; Blenniidae. The transcript is spliced from 8 exons. Gene Ontology annotation, molecular function: translation initiation factor activity. The record is from RefSeq and is a predicted model, not a curated record.
AAGCCGGAGUGACGUCCAGAAGGAGGGAGCUGCUUCUCAACGUGGCCAACGAGCUGCGGCAGCGACUGCCUCCGAGAGCCUGUCAAACACAACCAACACAGCCAACAUGGCGGACUGGGACGCUGACAACUUCGAGCCGGACGAGCCGAUUAAAAAGGCGGCAGCAACGAUGGACAAAUGGGAAGGCGAAGACGAGGAGGAAGACGUUAAGGAUAAUUGGGAUGAUGAGGAUGAAGACGAGGAGAAAAAAACAGAGGUGAAGAAAACAGAGGUAAAGGUCUCUGAGAAGAAAAAGUUGAGUGAAAAGAUCAAAGAGAAGGAAAACCGGUUAAAGAAAAAGCAGCAGGAGCAGAUGGAGAGGGAGUUACAGGAUCAAGAUCUCACUCCUGAAGAUCAGCUUGCAGAGAAGCUAAGAGUGAAGAAAUUGCAGGAAGAGGCAGACUUGGAGCUAGCAAAGGAUGCUUUUGGCGUCAGCAGCUCUUCAAACUGUGUCACCGGGAUUGAUGCCAUGUGUCCCUCCUCCAAAGAAGACUUCACAGAGUUUGAGAAAAUGCUGAAAGAAAAGAUAUCCCAGUUUGAAAAAUCUGUGCACUAUUCAAGUUUCUUGGAGUCAUUGUUUCGGGAACUUUGUAUUUCAUUGGAAGUAGACGACUUGAAGAAAAUCAGUAAUUCCCUGUCAGUCCUACUUAGUGAAAAACAGAAACAGGAAAAACAAAACAAAGGGAAGAAGAAGAAGAAAGGAGUGGUACCUGGGGGUGGUUUGAAAGCACAGCUGAGAGACGACCUUGACUAUGCAGAGUUUGACGGCGGCUACGCGCAAGACUACGAGGACUUCAUGUGACACUGGCUCCAUCGCCACUGCCCUUACCCCCUCCCAACCCUCAGAAAUGCAGCUGUACCUUCUCAUGCUGUCCAGUGCCAUCCUGGAAAAUCUGAACUAUGUGUUGCCCCCUUCAUAUUGCUUCAAUGACCAGAGGGACUAAACCAGGGAGCAUCCAGUCUCACCACUCUUUAUGUUCAUACAUAUGGAAUUGCCUUUUCUGUCUCAUUCAGCCUCAAUUCUCUCACACACACACAUAACAAACCAUGGUAUCUGUUGGGUGACCCAGCUUCAAUAGCGAAUACAUUUUAACUGCUGUUGUCUGAGUUUUAUGGGGCUUGUUUUUUUUGUUUUUAAUAAAACAAUGCUCCCCUCAAAAAGACAGAUACAGUAUUGCAGUUACAAGUGUAGUGACAUAGAAACCAAGGUUCUAUGCAAAUUCUUUUUAACCAGAAUGUCAUGUGUAUAUAUUAUAGGUCUCACUUACCUGUGGAUCGUCCUCUCACAGGAAAGUGUAUAUAGUAUCUAUAACUUUGGUUGCCAAAUGCAGAACAAUUAUUCAGUACAUGAUUCAUCUUUCUCUCUGGAAAGGUUGCAUUGUAUGAGAUUUCAGACUGACGCAACAUGUAAGUAGUAGUUUGUCAUUUUACAGAGAGCACAUGACAUUCACUGUAAGAUAAAGGGGAUAGAGAAAUAUAAUAAAUGUGACUUUGCAGCCUCACAGCCAUUCUCUUGAUACAUCUCUGGAUAUCCUUGAAAAUAUGGAGCAAAGAUUGCUUAUUGGUAUUUUUUGUGCAUGACA